UGGACUGCUUGGGCAAGAGUGGGGUUUCUCGUGGCGAUGCCGUAGGUCCCACCAGCUCCGCGUCGCGGUGGGUAGCGAGGUGCCGGGCCAGGAUACUUGGGGUGAGCCGGGCAUCCAUCAGCCUCGCCGUCCCCGUGGCUGCUCGGUGGCAUGUACCGGCGUCUCGCCUCCUCAGUGCUUGGCCGCAGGGCCCGUCACCCUCGCUUCACCCCCGUUUGCCUCCGGCCGGGUUCGGGGGGCAGCAAGAGGUGGGAAGAGGAGAAGAAAGAAGAUGGGGUAAAGUGGACCCAGCUGGAGCACCGAGGACCCUACUUCGCCCCCCUUUAUGAGCCGCUGCCUGACGACGUGCAAUUUUAUUACGAUGGUAAACCCCUGAAGCUGAGCCUGGCCACAGAGGAAAUUGCCACCUUCUAUGCCAAAAUGCUUGAUCAUGAAUAUACAACCAAGGAGAUCUUCCAGAACAACUUUUUCAAUGACUGGAGGAAGGAGAUGACAUCAAAGGAGCAGAAAAUAAUCAAAGACCUGGACAAGUGUGACUUCAGGGAGAUCCACAAGUACUUUGUGGACAAAAGUGAGGCACGGAAAGCACUCUCUAAAGAGGAGAAGCAGAAACUGAAGGAGGAGGCGGAUAAGAUCCAGGAGGAAUAUGGGUACUGCAUCCUUGAUGGGCACCGGGAGAAGAUAGGCAACUUCAAAACUGAGCCACCGGGGCUUUUCCGUGGCCGUGGGGACCACCCCAAAAUGGGCAUGCUGAAGAAGAGGAUAAUGCCAGAAGAUGUUGUCAUCAACUGCAGCAAGGACUCCAAAAUCCCCGAGCCACCAGAAGGGCACAAGUGGAAGGAGGUGCGCUUCGACAACACGGUUACCUGGCUAGCCUCCUGGACGGAAAACAUCCAGAACACUUUGAAGUACAUCAUGCUGAACCCCAGCUCCAAGCUGAAGGGAGAGAAGGACUGGCAGAAAUAUGAGGUAGCCCGGCGCUUAAAGGAUGUUGUCCACAAAAUCCGUGCUCAGUACCGAGCUGACUGGAAAUCCAAGGAGAUGAAGAAGAGGCAAAGAGCAGUGGCCCUCUAUUUCAUUGAUAAGCUGGCCUUGAGAGCUGGCAAUGAGAAGGAGGAAGGGGAGACUGCGGACACGGUUGGCUGCUGCUCCCUGCGUGUGGAGCACAUCAAACUGCACCCCAACCUGGAUGGGCAGGAGCACGUGGUGGAGUUUGACUUCCUUGGGAAAGACUCGAUCCGUUACUACAACAAAGUGUCAGUGGAGAAGAUGGUGUUCAAGAACCUGCAGCUCUUCAUGAAGAACAAGAACCCAGCAGAUGACCUCUUUGACAGGCUCAAUACAUCCAUUCUGAACAGACACCUCCAGAGUCUGAUGGAUGGUUUGAGUGCCAAAGUGUUCAGGACCUACAAUGCCUCCAUCACCUUGCAGGAGCAGCUCAAGGCACUCACGAACUCUGAAGACAAUGUCGCAGGAAAGCUCCUCUCCUACAACCGAGCUAACCGAGCUGUGGCCAUCCUGUGCAACCAUCAGAGGUCCACACCGAAAACCUUUGAGAAGUCAAUGCAAAACCUCCAGAUCAAGAUCGAUGCCAAGAAGCAACAGGUGGAGGAAGCCCAGCAAGAGCUGAAAAAAGCUGAAGAUGAGUUUGAAGACACAAAAGAUGCCAAAGCAGAAGCCAAUGUGGAGAAGAAAAAAAAACUGUUGAAGCGACUGGAAGAGCAGCUGGCCAAGUUGAAUGUCCAGGCCACAGAUAAGGAGGAGAACAAGCAGAUAGCUCUGGGCACGUCCAAGCUGAAUUACCUGGACCCCAGGAUUAGCAUCGCUUGGUGCAAGAAGUUCGGCGUGCCCAUCGAGAAGAUCUACAACAAGACUCAGAGGGAGAAGUUUGCCUGGGCGAUCGAUAUGGCCGAUGAGGACUUCGAAUUCUGAGAACAGUGCCUUUUAUGCUGCUGCAGUUGUUGCCGGGUUGGAGCUGGGGGUUGUCUAAUGAAGGGUUUUGAUACAGGCAGUUUGUGCCUUUUUGCAUACAAAAGAAAACACCCAGUUUCUAGUUGAAACAGGUAUUGCUGACUUGUGACACUCAUCCUGAUUGCAGUGACUUUGUGAACUUUUAAUUCUUCUUUAGAGUUGCCAAGUGCUUUGGAUCUUUUCUUUCCUCUUCCGGAGUCUAGGAAGAAGAUUGAAUGAGAGCCUUAAUUGUGCUGAUAAACAAGAUUAGACCUAAUCCCAUCUCCUUGAUGUAAUGGAGCUGUGCUGUCCUUUUCAGACUUUCUGAAUUGGCUUGGUGGGGAAAUACAAGCCAAUAACAGCAGCAAAACAGGCAGCUGCAGUAUAAGGCCUGGGUCAGGGAUAUGCAGGAAGGAAAGGAAAAAAUCUCAGAGUUUUACAUGUCAGGGUAUUUUGUCUUUCAGCUCCAGGAGAGAAGAAAAUUGUGCAACUGCACAAACAUAAUAAAAAUGGAAAAAUGUUCUGGGACAGUGCAAAUGUCACGGUAGGAGGAGGAGGGAGAGGAAGAUGCUGGAUUAAAAAGCAGGAUUAAAAAUCCUCACAUUGAACGGAUGACAUUCACCUCGGCAUGAGCAAAGUGUACUUUUUCACCCCUCUGUGGUUAAACCUUGGUCUGGGAGAGAACAUCUCAUUUGGGGCCAUACUUUCCUUCCCCUACUUGCUUCGGUUGGCUCUGGCUCACCUCGCUGUACCCAUAGUAGAAACUAAACUGUUCAGCCCCAGAUUUAGCACUGGGAAAGGAUGAUGCGGUGGGGCUGGACCAGACUGUGGUGGGAUGUGAGGGUGCUGGGGAGAGGCACCGAGCUUGCUGGAGCUGUGCCUGCGUGGGAGAACAGCUUUGUCAUCAAGCUGCAUCCUCCCCAGUCUGUUCCCAGUGGGGAUGGAGCAGGCAGGGAUGGGUGGUAGAAACUGCUGGUGCUUGCUGCCUAAUUGGCUGCUUUUCAGAGGUGGGGGAAAAAAAAAAAAAAAGCGAUAUCAGCAUGUACCUGGCAACAGUUAGCCUACAUACCAGUGAAUCUCAGGUGUAAGCAAGCUGUUGCAUUGGCAGCAAAGCCUUCUGGCAUCUCAGGGCUGAUGUUCAGGUUGCUGUAGUCCAAAGCUCGGUGCUUCCCAUGUGUUUAUUCACAGCCACUUGUUCUUGUGUUUAAACCGUUGCUAUUUUGGUUGGAAGUCGAGUACUUGAAAUGCAUUUCAUUAAAAGUGGAAAUGAUU
Molecule: messenger RNA, 3222 nt
Organism: Tyto alba (common barn owl)
Lineage: Eukaryota; Metazoa; Chordata; Aves; Strigiformes; Tytonidae
Gene: TOP1MT
Product: DNA topoisomerase I mitochondrial
Exons: 14
Coding region: 151-1932 (593 amino acids)
Biological process (GO): DNA topological change; DNA replication
Cellular component (GO): mitochondrial nucleoid; chromosome
Molecular function (GO): DNA topoisomerase type I (single strand cut, ATP-independent) activity; DNA binding
Source: RefSeq, a predicted model, not a curated record